GAAUGAGAAGAGAAGUUGAAAGCCAUGAGUGAAGUUGAGGGUAAGAUGAGAGAAAUGCAAAACGAAAAUGGUAAGUUAAGGAAGGAAGUGAUGAAUUUGGAAGCAAAGUUGAGUGAAAGAGAAGAAGAGAAGUUGAAAGUGUUGAAAGAGAUGAGUGAGGUUGAGAACAAAGUGAGAGAAUUGGAGAAGAUGAGCAAAGAAAAAGAUGAGACAUUGUUGGUUCGUGAAGAAGAAAAGAGGGAAGCCAUAAGGCAGCUUUGUCUCUUGAUUGAUUACCACCGUACCUGCUCUGACCAUCUCAAGCAAUCCAUCUCCACCCUAACUGUUAGACUUGGAAUCAAGAAAAAGACCUGAACUUUGCC
Hibiscus syriacus is the source of this 362-nucleotide messenger RNA. RefSeq names its product protein NETWORKED 4B-like. The transcript has a single exon. Bases 25 to 354 code for a protein of 109 amino acids. NCBI's taxonomy places the organism in Eukaryota, Viridiplantae, Streptophyta, Magnoliopsida, Malvales, Malvaceae. The record is from RefSeq and is a predicted model, not a curated record.